UGGACGAGGAAUCUCGAAAUUUAACUUGCUUAUGAUUUGUUGUUGAUGGAGAAAUCAAUGAGCUUUUGAAUUGGUUAAAUAAUUAUUGUGCGUGGAUAUGACGGUUGCUCAUACGGCGGCGGCGAAGGAAGAUAAUAACCGAUCAGCGCCGUCGACGGCGGCUAGGGCUAAGCCAUCAGCCUCAAAGUUCAAGCGCUGGGGCAGGCAAUCACCGUUUCUGAGAUAUGGUCUUCCGAUGAUCUCACUCACUGUUAUCGGAGCCCUAGGACUCGGUCAUCUACUUCAAGGGAGCAAGGACAUUGCUAAAGUGAAGGAUGACCAAGAAUGGGAAAUUAUUGAGACAAGAAAAGCACUAUCACGAACAGGACCUCUAAAUGCUUACAACCCUAAAAAGACAUCGCUGGAGGAAGAGCUGAAGGCUAUGCAACAAAUGGUUGACAUAGAUAAUUAUGAAUACAAGAAAAUUCCCAAGCCUAAAGAAGACAAAUGAAGCUGUAUUGGUGUCUUUUAGAAGGUUCGUUGCGACAUUUAAAGUGCUCGUUUCUGUAUCAAACCUUAGAGACGCCUACUCUAGUCAGCCAGUUUUAUGAAAGAAUAAGCUUCUCAUGUCUGCUUGUUUGAUUUUGCUCCUGUUAUUGAUCUAGUUUCUGGUUAGUACUACAUGUUUGUAGAAUUUCUAUUUAUACUGAAAGCUUGAAGUAUUAUGUAGUCCAUUACUUAAAUCAAUUUUGGCUCUUCUAAGUAGAUAUCGAAUUGCACACAGAGCCAUCUACUUCUUUCUAUUUGAUCAACUGUGUAUAACACUAAUGAGUGUUAGUACAUUACUGUAAAUUCUACUUUGUCAGCGUGCUAGUUGUAAAGUUUUACAUAAA
Messenger RNA from Salvia splendens (bonfire salvia), 872 nucleotides. RefSeq lists its product as uncharacterized. The record is from RefSeq and is a predicted model, not a curated record. Bases 98 to 490 code for a protein of 130 amino acids. The transcript is spliced from 3 exons. Gene Ontology annotation, cellular component: mitochondrial membrane. NCBI's taxonomy places the organism in Eukaryota, Viridiplantae, Streptophyta, Magnoliopsida, Lamiales, Lamiaceae.